AUGGGGUCUGCUCCAAAUACGCAUAAUGCGAAAGCUCAACAGCUAUUUGAUGCCCUAACGGAAAGAACAAAGCAUCAAUAUAAGUCAUAUUAUGGCAGGUAUAUUAAAUGGUGUGAAGAAAAUAAACUAAUUUCAAAGUCUUUAAAUGAAAAUGAAAUAUUUGAAAAACUACCUCUUUCUUCAAUGUUGUUUCACUGUUUCUUACUUGAUCUGUAUAUAUCAAAAGAUUCCAAUGACAAUAAUGACAAAAUUACAACUACUAACGAUGAUAAAGAAAAUUUAAUUGCGGAAAAUAUAGGUGUAAAGCUCAGUACUUUAAAGAAAAUUAUUUCGAGUUUGAAAUUCCUAGUAAGAGUAUGUACAGUCUACAAUAAUGAAAAUGUAUCAAAGGUAGAUGACAAAUAUUUAGAGAAUAUCACAAAAUUGCACUCAUCUUGGUAUGAUUUCAUAGAGAAUAUCAAUAAUACAAUAAACCUGACGAAUACAUACCCACCAUUAUUAAGGGUAUCGAUGAAUAUGUGGAAUCCUCAAACAAUAAAUUUAAAUGAAAAAGUGUUUAAAACCACAUCAGAGAAGUUGAAAUUCCUUAUUGAUUUUCAUUUUACAAACUAUUUGAAUUUAUCCUAUUCUGAAAGGGCAGAACUUAAACUUUCAGAUCUAACUACAAAUAAUGAAAAGAAUAUUAUUGAAAUUAAUAAACCUAAUGAUCCAUCACAGAUGAACCCAAUGGUCUUACUUCCACAAGAUUGUCCCUUUUUAUGUCCCUUGACGUCUUUAGCUGCAUCGUUAUUUCUAAGAUUUUAUGGUAUUAAAAAUGUGUACAAAGGUGACGGUUUCCCAGAUGUUUCAAAAAUAUCUAAGCCCUCCCAAAGUGAUUAUGAUAAAGAAGCAAAACUAAGUGCAAAUGUCGUCCAUUGGCAAGAUCUUCCCUUAAUUAGGGGCAAAUCACCUUUAGAUUACCCAAAGGAUGUCACAAUGAGUAGUUAUUAUAACAUGAUAUUCCGAUACUGCCAUUUACCAUACAAAAGAAGAGAAUAUUUUCAAGAUAGGCAAGAGGUCUUUCCAAAAUGGAAUAAACAAGAAUUCGAGGAGGAGAGUCAUCAAUACGAAUCAAUAGCAAAACAAUUUUUUAAAUACAACGUUCCUCAUGAUUUUAUAACAAUAUUGAAUCAUAAAUCACCUUAUAAUUCUUUUGAAUCCCUGAGCAAAAACUUUACAAAUGAAGAACAACUUCCAUCUCAUCUACUAGUUCAACUAUUCCCUGAAAUUGGGUAUUUCAAGAAUUCUGCUGAUAAUCUAAACAAAGAAGCAUUGGAAUUUAUUAAAGUAAUAGAAGCAUUAAGAAAUACUCUGUUGAAAAAUUUACCAUAUUUGUAUCAUUUUUUCCCUCAUCAUGAUUUGUUUAAUGAUACAAUCCUGACAAGCCCCGAAUUUCAAAAGUACUUCAAAGAAGUUAUAGGAAAGGUACAGAUAAGUAAUGGAGUGAAGCUACCGUUUGAACUUCUUCCAGGAUAUGAUAAUUUUACUGAAAAUGACCUUUACAACAUCUUAGUUGAGCCACCUUUUAGAACUAGCAAUAAUUCCAGUGGCCAAUUGGUCACUCUAGCUGCUACGUCAGAUAUUAAUCAAAAUGGUACAGUGCCUGAUAAUGGAAAAAAGUUGAUUGAUGGACUGCAAACAAUUUUUAACAAUAUAAAUAUCGAUGAAGAAUCUAAAAAACUAGCCAUAAAACAAUUGAAAUCAUUAGGAAAAAGUAUAUCAAUUGAGACUGAGCCUGUACAAAAAAGUAUUCAUUAUGUUAAAAAUGAAAACCAUGCAACAAAUGGUGACAACAUUAUAGGAGAUGUUAAAAAAGCACCUUCUAUUGGUUUGCUAGACUUAGAUUCAUCCUCCGAUGAAGAAUCGGGAAACAAUUUCUCCAAUAACGAUCGUAACUUUGGUAAUAAGAAAGUAAAUCCAAAAAUUAAUUACGAUGAACGUGAAGAUGAAUCAGAUGAUGGCGAUGAUAAUUUACAAGAAGAAAUGAGAUUUAUGAUCAAUGAAUUAGUGGGUGAAAAACUUAGAUCUACGAUGAAAGAAAACAUGGAUCGAUUUGAAGAGAAAGUUGAAAAAAUGAUAACAACUAUGGUUGAAAGGAAAGUAAAUGACAUAGUUAAAGAACAGCUCGAUGCCUUCAAGGAAGAAUUUAUGAAAUACCAGAAGAAGAGACCUAUUGGAGACGUUGAAAAAGAUAAUUCUCACAAUAUAUCAACAGAUAAAAUAGAAGAACCUGAAGUGAAGAAAACUACUCUAAAUAAAAAGAUGACUAGAUACGAAAGCAUUACGGAUGAGAAGAAUAAUAAGACUAUUUUUAAAAUCAACCCUUCUAUUACUUCAAUUGAAGACAUAAUUUAUGAAUGGUUCACUCCGAAUCCGAGUAUGGAUAACGAGUGUAUACAUUCAAUGAAUAAAAAAUUUGGUAAAAAUUGGAGAACUGAAUUUGAAUCGGUAUACAAACAAAAAAAGAUUAUUAUUGAAUUGUAUAUAUAUCUUGUGAAUCAAGUAGGAUAUGAGAAUAUUAAGGCAGUGCAUAUGAUAGAAACUCUCAGUGAACAGGUAUAUAAUAAGGAUACUUCAACUUACUCGAGAUAUGAAAUUUUGGCACAGUACCUAAAAUCAUGGAAAAGAAAGCACAACAAUUCUUUUGAAGGGUUGAAAUUGUUGCCUAUAGUGUAA
This is a messenger RNA of Tetrapisispora phaffii CBS 4417, 2715 nucleotides long. It is a transcript of the gene CBF2, whose product is annotated as Cbf2p. The coding region runs from base 1 to 2715 and encodes 904 amino acids. The transcript has a single exon. Lineage: Eukaryota; Fungi; Ascomycota; Saccharomycetes; Saccharomycetales; Saccharomycetaceae. Gene Ontology annotation, molecular function: DNA binding. The record is from RefSeq and is a predicted model, not a curated record.